This is a messenger RNA of Daucus carota subsp. sativus, 1904 nucleotides long. Its product is annotated as glutathione S-transferase T3-like. NCBI's taxonomy places the organism in Eukaryota, Viridiplantae, Streptophyta, Magnoliopsida, Apiales, Apiaceae. The record is from RefSeq and is a predicted model, not a curated record. The transcript has 2 exons. The coding region runs from base 634 to 1587 and encodes 317 amino acids.
UUUUUAUCAAUAAAAAAAUGAUUUCCCUCCCUCUGCUCCAUCAAUUCCCUCCUCUUUUCUCAUUUCCCUCCUUUUCUUUUUACCGCUGAAACUAAAAGUCUGUAUACAUUCUUCUAACCACUGCUCACAAAUUUGGUGGCUUUGAUCAAGUCAGAUAAAAUUAAUGGAGUCUCCAAAUUCCUUCACUCUUCGCAACAAGUUGGUUCCAACUUCUCAGAAUAAUUAGCACCAGGUUUUAUCUUCACUUUGAUUUUUGUUAAUUGAUUAAAUGGGUUUAGCAAAUUUUAUUUUCUUUUAUGAAUCUGGUAUAUUAAUUCUUGUUAUGUUUUAGUAUGAAACCAAUGAAACCAGUAGAUUCUUGUUACUCUUGCAAGUGAACGUAUAUGUUAUUUGAGUUGUUUUUCCUGGGAUUUUUUCUAUGAUUUUGAGCAACUCUACAUAUCUUUAUCAAACCUAUCUUUUGAUGAGAUGAAUCUAGUGUAGAAUUAAUCUUUUUGUUAUAUAAGAUUGAAUUUACUCGGGCCAACUGAUUCCUGACUAAUUAUAAGUCAAACAUAAAUUUUUUUCUUCUAAAUGAUGACUGGUUAUUAGGUGAAUUUGGAGACGAAUUGUAGCGAAAAAGUGCCUUCAUUCAUGGAUAUACUUACUUCAGAAUUUUCCGAUUACGAGGAGCUUGUAAGACCAACACAAAAUCCUUCUUUUUCACAAAGUCCUAGUGAAGGCGAAAGCGUUGAAGCAACACUUGUUCCGCCUCAAGUGUUUUCUUCACAGAAUACUAAGAAAAACAGGAUACGAACAAAAAAUUUUACAAAACAGGAGGAUGAAAUGCUCAUUUCAGCUUGGCAAAAUGUUUCACUAGAUCCGGUUACGGGUGCUGAUCAAACAACUGGAACCUAUUGGCAGAGAGUGCAUAACUAUUUUAUGAAACACAAAGAAUUCGAAUCUAAUCGUAAUGUCUCUUCAUUAACUCAUCGAUGGUCUAUGAUUCAGCUUGGAGUUAAUAAAUUUCAUGGAUUUUACAACCAAUUUGAUGGGCGAAGUGGGUAUUCAGAACUUGAUAAGAUUGACGGUGCAAAAAAGAUGUACAAGGAAGUUUACAAAACUAGCUUCUCUCUGGAGCACUGUUGGAAUCUCUUAAGACACUUGCCUAAAUGGAAUACUGAGUUUGCUACAAAGAAAUCAAAAGCUCGAAAAGAAAGUCCCACAUCUCCUUCCUCACCAGAAUGUGUUAUGUUAGAAAAAUCAGAACUUGAAAGGCCAAUUGGAAGGAAGGCUGCUAAAGAACUACAAAAGAAAAGAAAGAGGCCAGGAAUGGAUUGUGAUGAUAAUAGCGGAGCUGCUAUUCUGGAACAAAUGAGAGUUGAGUUGCUGGAAUCUAGAAAACAAAGAAAUGAACACCUAAAAGAAAUGAUGCAAUUAGCCAAGGAGAAGGAGGAACGUGAGAGGAGAAGAGAAGAAAAGGAACAAGAUGAAGCUGAUGCAAAAAUAAUGGCAAUGGAUACACGUUCAAUGGGGGCUAUUGAAGCUGAAUAUUUUAACUCGAGGAAGCAAGAAAUUAUGGAAAGAAGGCGUGCUCGUUUUUUCUAGAUAAAUAUAAUAUAUUCCUCAUCGCGAAAGUUUUUGAAAAGUUUUAAUUGUCUGGAUGCUGUUUUAGAUUGUCUAUUUUGUGAAUUAUGCUGGAUAGAUGUUGUGAAUGAAUUUGAACUUCUUUUGAUAUUCUGCAAUUCUGCAAUUUGGUUACUGAAAUGAGGUUGCAGCAGAUGUAUUGAAAUGCAGUGUUAUGAAUUUUGUUCCUGGGGACAUAAUUAUAUGGUGAUCAGGUCUGGAAGAAACAAUGGUCACAUGUUUGUCAGCGGAGAUAAACAAGUUUCAUGAUCACAGGUGGAACACCUGGCAGGCAACCU